UGUACGUGAUGAGAGAUUUUAAGACAGCCGUGUUAUUAUUUGAGAGAGAGAAAGAGAGAGAGAGAGAGAGAUGCGAUAACAGCGUUUGCCCUGUUCACAUUUGACUCAGUUCUUCUCAAGAGAGACAUGCAGAUACAACGACACGCCAGAAACUUCAGACAGUUCCUUCAAGACCGAACUCUGAAGGUUGUUCAACCCUCCGUGGAGCACUGAAUGAGACGUUCUGCAAGAGGGGAAAAAACAGCAGAGAGGAGCCGUGAAUAGAUAGCGAUUUUUUUGUGGGAAGGGCACCUGCCCUCCAGCUUAGUGUGAAGGGCACGUAAUGGAAGAGUGAAAGGGGGAUACAAGGAAAGAGAAAUAGAGUAGAGAAUGAAGACAACCGGAAAACAAGUACUUCCUCACAGCAAGUGUCACUCAAAUUAGCUCAUCUCACCACAAGCCAAGAUGAUUACCAGGAAUCUGCUCCUAUUGGUCUCCCUAUGUCUGUGGGAGGGGCUUAUGAGAGAAGGUUCAGCCACUAAUAUCGUCAGGAGAAGAGGGGUGGGCGGGGCUCACUUGCUGAAGUUAGGGGAGCACAGAGUAGAGAACCAAUGGGAUUCAAGUGUGGAUUCAAACGCGAUGCCAAUGGUGACUCUUAGAAACUUGAUUGGUCAUGACCAGUGGGUUGAUAGUGGCUCCAAAAUACCCCAGAACCAUGCAGCCAUAACAGCUAAUAAGGAGAGGGAGACUUUUAAACCUAAUCCCGUGUUAGACUUGGAAGAAGACCCUGUCAAAAAAGGGGAGUCAACUCUGUCUGUGUCACUCAAUGACAGGGAAGCCAUCCAGGAGAAAAGGCUUAGAAAGAGUAGGAACAGCACCAAAAACGCUGAAUAUCCCACCAAGACAGAGAGGAUGGAGAAAGUAUUCUUAGUCCACCACAGGCUAGACAUGUACUCCAAUAAAACGAGAUUCAAAUCCCUUCUCCAAUCCAUAGUCAGAUCAGAUCUGAGCGUUCACACCACGGGGCUGCCAGGCAGAGGACUCACUAAAGAUUCAACAAGAAACUUAAACCCAACCGGCAGCUACGGUGUCCUGAAACUACUGUCAAAAGAGAACCUGGUGAGGAUUGUGAACUCACAGAUUCAGAGCAAGAGCAGCCGAAGCAGAAAGAGAGAUUUGAUUGAUGUGGAUCGCAGCCAGUUGGAGGCCCUGAAAUUACCGAAGCAAGAUAUGGCUGUCACUCAAAACCAUUUCACAUUGGAUAACCAAACUGCUCUGCCACAUGUAAGCGCUGUGACAGAUGCUGAGCUCAGUCCAGAAGAGGCUGUUCACACUUUAAGUGUAGCCACUCCAGAUUCUGGUGUGGGAAAGGACAACUCUGAGAUGAGGGGUUCAGAUAGCACAGACACCUGGAUGAACAAGCACAUCUCUCACCCUCUGUCACUGCCUAUGAAUGAGGUCAGUCUCAACACUGAGAGGGAGGUGACCAACAGUCAGACUGACCCUCCAGCCACGACCAAGCAUCUCCCCUCAAACGUCCCUUCUCAGACAGAUGCUGGCCAUCCCUCAGUGUUCACCCUGCAGCCCCAGGGAAAGGGGACUCAAGGUUUCGAGGAGAGUCUUCUUCACACAGCCGGACCACGACUCAAGAUCCUGACUCCAAGUGCCCCUCAAGACCCUGUAGUUGGCGCUACAGAGUUAAUCAACAGCAGCCAUGUCCUCAAACUCCGCCCAGACCCAUACUGGGGGGUUGGCCAGGACAAGGCAGCCAGUGGGGUGAUGACAGUCGAGUCCGAGCCCGGUAAUGGCUGGGGCCUGGUGUUCCAAGAGGCGGAGUCAGAUGAGGAGGAGGAAGAGGGGCCUGGUCAGACGGAGGGGGAGGGGACUCGGUCCCGCAGCAGAAGGAGUUGGAUCUGGAACCAGUUCUUUGUAAUUGAGGAGUACAGUGGGCCGGAACCUGUGCUCAUCGGAAGGGGGUCUUCAACUCCAACUCUGAACCCUACAACUGGCAAACCUGAUCCAAGUAACCUUGGUCAAGAUGGAAGACCAUGA
This is a messenger RNA of Salvelinus sp. IW2-2015, 2031 nucleotides long. The record is from RefSeq and is a predicted model, not a curated record. NCBI's taxonomy places the organism in Eukaryota, Metazoa, Chordata, Actinopteri, Salmoniformes, Salmonidae.